This is a messenger RNA of Rubroshorea leprosula, 949 nucleotides long. The record is from the annotation of a GenBank genome assembly. Lineage: Eukaryota; Viridiplantae; Streptophyta; Magnoliopsida; Malvales; Dipterocarpaceae.
AGCUGAUAAAUCAGAAUUCUUCACAUGUGUAAUUCAUCAUGGAGGAAAGAUAAUGCAUGAUGAAAAAAAAGGCACAAAGUAUAAGGGUGGAAAAGUUAGUUAUGUUGACUUCAUAAAUGUUGAUAAGAUUUCUUGGCUUGAAUUAGAGGACAAGCUAGAGAUACUGGGGCAUAAUAUUGAAGAUGUGAAUUGUUUUUGGUUAAAGCCAGGUUUGAAACUUAUUGACAGUCUUAUCAAAAUGAUCGAUGAUAAAACAAUAAUGGAUAUGGUUGCACACUUACCUUCUGAUCAUUAUGUACAUGUUUAUGUGGAGGUGAAGUCAAAUAAUUAUUGGGAUAGAAAUGAAGAGAACAAUGUUGACAAUGCUAGUGAUGAUGUUAACAAUAAAAAUAGUGACAAUAGUGAUAAUGAAGAUCCAGAUUAUGAAGAAUCUAGAUUUGAGGAGAGUGAUAAUGAAUUAGAGGAUUACGAAAACUUUUUUGAACAUGAGGUGGAUCUAGGGCUUGAUGGUGGUGCUACAAUUUUGAUUGGAGGUUAUCCUACUAGUAAUAUUCCAGAAAAUGAAGGACUUAAUACUGAUAACUCACAUGAACUACAUAGCCUAUAUGAGUCUGACGAUGAUGGCACUUCUAAGAGAAGGUAUCCAGAGUUCAAUGAGAGUGUUGACAUCGAGAAACUAAAGUUGGUUGUAGGAACGUUAUUCAAAGAUAGGGAAUUAUUGAAACAAGCUAUUAAACAAGAAGCAAGGAUGAAUAGGGUGGAAGUUAAGUUUGAAAAGAAUGAUAAGAAAAGGGUUAAGGCAAUUUGUAAGGAAGAGAAUUGUCCUUGGGAAAUGCGGGCAUCACUCGCUGAUUGUUAAGGCAGACCAAGACACAACUUGGCAGAUCAAGACUUUGAAAUAUGGGCAUAAUUGUGGGAAAAAGACAGAGAAUAAAAACUUCUCUGCACA